AUAAAUUAUUCGACCGGAGUAUUAUCAUACCAUAAACUUCGAGAGCAGUUUGUUGUGUUCUGGCUGAUGUCGCGUUAGCAGAAUCGAACGGACUCUAGCUCAAUAAAAUCUGUUUGCGUGUCAAAAGGACUCGAUCGUAUAAAAGAUGGCACGUUUUACGUGGCUCGUGUGUCCGCUGCUCCUAAUUUUUUCGUGGCUGACGUUUACUUGUUACAGUUUCGAGGUCAAUCUCUUUUCAAUAUUCCGAGGCGAUCCUGGUUACUAUAACGUUGAACUGGACAGCGGUAUCAAUCAUCGAAGCGACGCGUUCAAAUUCACACCUCACGUGAGGAAACUGCGCGUCCCAUUUGCAAUAUCCUCCGAAAUCAUCACGCAAAUGGAUGCCCACGAUUCCUUAAUACUUGCCGUCUAUCUGAAGAUUGCUCCUUACAAUUACGGAACGCUGUUCUCCGCCAGUGGAGGCCACAAAGACAUGCUGUUUGAUGUUUGGGUAAAUUCUGGAGUGUAUCCUGUACUAGGUGUGCGGUAUUCUCCGGUCAACUCCUCCCGAGUGGAAACUGUGACGUUUGGACCUGUUAUGGACCUCCGGUUGAAAAGUUGGAAUAAAGUCGUUCUUCAUAUUUAUAGAAUUGGUCUAUUCCAAUCUGUUAUUGAUGCGUACGUGAACUGUGAAAAGAUUGGCCGUCAAAUCACUAGAAGUGUUUUGGACUUGUUUGCCUAUUCAAAAAAGUUCAAGCCAAAGAAAAUCGAGUUUCGUGUCGCACAGAAAGGUUAUAAGAAAAAGAUCCUUUCGAGAUAUUUGGGAUCGAUGCAAGAUUUGCGUCUAAUAUUCAAGAGAAACAUCGACAGUUUUGUGAAUAAAGAUCUUUGCAAAUUUCCCUUCGAAGAAAAGAACGAGUUCUUAAGAUUUCAUCAUAGGGCUUUAGCUGAACCAGUGAGGUCGGCGUACGGUAAUGAGCACGCAAUGUCUGAACUGAUUAGCAUGAUCAAAGAUUUACGAUACGACUUGACUGUGCAAACAGCGGAGUUGAAAUAUGUCAGAGAAUUGGUCGAGGGCUGCGAGCUUUGCCGUGUCACGGAUUUUUGUUCAAUGAAGCCUUGCUUUCCUGGCGUCCAAUGUUUUAACGCGCCCAAAUCUAAAGAUGGAUUCUACUGUGGUCAUUGCCCAUUUGGUAGUAAGGGAGACGGAGUCCAUUGCGAGGAUAUUGACGAGUGUGCAUACCAUCCAUGUUCCGUGUUAUCAACAUGUAUCAACAAGAGUCCUGGAUAUACUUGCGAAGCCUGUCCCGAAGGCUAUGUUGGACCCAUCCCGAGUGGUAUCGGUGAAGCGCACGCUGCAAAGACCAAACAGGUCUGUGCAGACGUGGAUGAAUGUCAAAUGGACAACGGUGGUUGUGAUAAUUUGGUGAAAUGCAUCAAUACACCGGGUAGUUACGAAUGCGAGCCAUGUCCACCUGGCUACGAAGGUGAUUCGACGGUGAAGUGUCGCUCGAAAAAGUACUGCGAUGCUCAAAAUCCCAAGAGUAAUCCUUGCAACAGCUACGCAACGUGUAUCCCACUUAAUGAUGGCAAGGACUACAAAUGCGAGUGUUCCAUCAAUUUUGCUGGAAAUGGGUACAUUUGCGGAUACGACAGGGAUGCUGAUGGAUACCCUGACAAGACCAUCAAAUGCAAAGAAAAACAUUGCAAAAAGGAUAACUGCCCACAGAAGUACAACCCCGAUCAAAAAGAUCAAGAUAACGAUGGUCUUGGUGAUGUCUGCGAUGUUGACAUCGACAACGAUCGUAUUUACAAUGAACAGGAUAAUUGUCCAUGGAUAUCUAACAGAGAUCAGUUGGAUUAUGAUAAAGAUGGAGUGGGAAAUCUGUGCGAUAACUGUCCUGGGGUGAAAAAUUCGAAACAGGAAGAUUACGAUGACGAUGGCGAAGGAGACGAUUGUGACAGAGACACGGAUGGCGAUGGCAUCGGUAAUAAUGAUGACAACUGCCCAGUUUUGUAUAACAAGAAGCAGAACGAUUCCGAUUCCGAUGGUGUAGGCGAUCUUUGUGAUAAUUGUCCUCUCAACAGCAAUCCAAGCCAGGAUGACAGCGAUGGUGAUCUUAUUGGUGAUUUUUGUGACACGAAUGUAGACAGCGAUGGUGACGGUGUUGAAGAUACUAUCGACAACUGUGCUUUUGUAAUAAAUCCAGAGCAGAGAGACGCCGAUGAUGACGGUCUAGGUGAUGCAUGCGACGAAGACGACGACAAUGAUUCGAUUAUCGACGAUUCGGACAACUGUCCUCUGGUGGCUAACGACGACCAGAAGGAUAACAAAAACUCCGGUGAUGUUUGCGAGGACGACUGGGAUGGAGACGGUGUCCCGGAUGAAAUUGACGCAAGCGAGAAGAAUUAUAAGAUAACUGCAACAGACUUUAGAAGAAUUCAGGAAGUACAUCUGGGCACAAAGAAUAAGAUCGAAGCGACUCCAGUUUGGGUCGUCAGCAAACAGGGAACGGAAGUCAGACAGACUGCUAAUAGCGACCCUGGAGUAGCUGUAGGUCGAGCGAGAUUUGCCGGUGUGGAUUUCAAUGGUACAAUGUUGGUGGAUUCUACACACGACAACGAUUUUAUUGGCUUCGUGUUUAGUUAUCAAAACAGUUCAUCAUUUUACGUUUUAACAUGGAAGAAGGAAGAACAGACUUACUGGAUCGGGAAUCCAUUCAGAGCCGUCGGUGUCACUGGACUGCGGCUGAAAAAAGUUCGAUCUAAGUUGGGCCCAGGUCAUGGAUUGCGAAACGCUCUCUGGCACAAAGACAGCGUUCCCAACGAAACAGAACUACUUUGGUAUGAUAACAAUCAAGUCGGCUGGGAGUCUCAUGUGCGAUAUCGUUGGCAGUUAAUACAUCGGCCAGAGCACGGCUUGAUUAGAAUCAAAUUUUACAAAGGUCGAAGACAAUUUGCUGAUACAGGAGAUAUUCGCGACAAAACGUACCUCGGUGGAAGAAUUGGUUUCUUUGUGCUCUCUCAAUCGGAGGUGGUCUGGACUGAUCUGUCCUACCGAGCCAACGACGAUCUUCCUGACGACUUUGACUAUGCUAAAAACAAAUAAAUGCAAAAAGUCUUGGAAAUAAUGGGCAAUGAAAAAUUCCACCUUAAUAUAGAAAAAUAUCGUUGCACCUAAAAAUGAGCGAUCGAAUUGACUUAAUUACUCCUUGUGAAAGAAAAAUGAAAUUUUAUCCUUGAUGAGCAAGAUGAAAGAAAACGCGAGACCAUCGUGUUUUUGCGUAUGGUUGUAUAAUGAUAUAAACUCAAAUUAAUCAUACUUUUACCGUUGAUUUGUUUAAUAUUAGCGGAUGUUGAAUAAAAUAGUUGAAUAUA
Messenger RNA from Xenia sp. Carnegie-2017, 3357 nucleotides. RefSeq names its product cartilage oligomeric matrix protein-like. Gene Ontology annotation, molecular function: calcium ion binding. Lineage: Eukaryota; Metazoa; Cnidaria; Anthozoa; Malacalcyonacea; Xeniidae. Gene Ontology annotation, biological process: cell adhesion. The transcript has 25 exons. The record is from RefSeq and is a predicted model, not a curated record. The coding region runs from base 146 to 3088 and encodes 980 amino acids. Gene Ontology annotation, cellular component: extracellular region.